AUGUCACGAACAGUAGUGCAUCUGAACGACGAGAUCCCGGAGGUUGUGCUGAUGAAUGUCGAAGUAUUUAACUCACUCUUCAUGUCGUAUUGCAUGCAGAACACGCCUUCGAUAUGGACAACACUUGGUUUAAUAGCGAUUGACGGCGCACAAAUGAUUGCCUCGAUGCAUGACGUUGGGAAAAUUAUUAAACGAAUGGAGAUUGUACGGAACCGGGUGGCAGCAGAGCGCGCUCGAGAGUCUGGCGAAGACGCAACAGCUGUGCAGCUAAGACGGAUCCAAAGAGCGACAAUUCUUGGAUAUACAAUGGACAUUAUAACUCGACACCAACUUGGCCAAGCCUCUGCCGUCGAGGUAGCUCUUAUCCUUAUUGGGCCUUCGUCCACGGGAGUUGUGCCUUUUUGUGCGAAGGCUGAGCCGAAAAAGCAAUCGCAAUCAGCUAUUGUUUUAGUCCGAUCAAAGCCAAAAUUUGGUGCUCGUAAGGUGUUUUCAUCCGCAAAGGCAGACGUCACAUCUUUGGAGUUAAAUUACGCGCUGAAUGUUCGAAAAGUGCUGUAUAUUACGGAGUUUGUGAUAUUGAUCAACUACGUCGAGGUCAUCGUCCCUAUUAUUUUUUCGGCAAACCUAUUGGUGAUGUACCACCUCCCGAACCGCGUAUACUACUCUCAAAUCGUCAGUAUGGAUGACGGAAAACUUCGCAAGACGGUCGAGAACGUGAUGUUGUAUUGUCUCCUCCAGCUCCUUUCUCUUAUUAUUCUCUUUCUGGUUUUGUGGCGACGACUGCGAAUCUCAGGACUUCGGCAACUGGCCUUUGUUCUAGAAAAACAGUGUGAACAGGUGCAGACAAAACUAAUUUUCUGGGUAUUCUACAAUGUUCAGGCGACACUGCAACACUUCGCAUCGGACUACACGUUCAAGUUCGCAUGGCUUAACAGCACACGACCAUGA
This is a messenger RNA of Phytophthora nicotianae INRA-310, 948 nucleotides long. RefSeq lists its product as hypothetical. The coding region runs from base 1 to 948 and encodes 315 amino acids. NCBI's taxonomy places the organism in Eukaryota, Oomycota, Peronosporomycetes, Peronosporales, Peronosporaceae. The transcript is spliced from 3 exons. The record is from RefSeq and is a predicted model, not a curated record.